CAUCGCCUGCGUAGGAAUGCAGAGUGUGGAAAUGGUGUGUUGGAGGACAAUGAGGAGUGUGACUGCGGACCUGACUGUAGUGAUCACCGGUGCUGUGACCAAACAUGUAGGCUGAAGGAGCACGCACAGUGUAGUGAUGGACUAUGCUGUUCUGAUUGCCAGUUGAGACAUAAGGGAUUCAUGUGUCGUCCUGCUCUUGGAGAGUGUGACCUCCCUGAAUAUUGUGAUGGUACCUCCGGAGAAUGCCCCAUAGACCGCUAUAAGCAAGAUGGCACAUUGUGUGACAGAAUUCACUAUUGUUUUGGCGGCCGGUGUAAGAACCCUGAUAAUCAAUGUGUGGAUAUAUAUGGGUCCCCUGCAAGGUCUGCCCCAGAACACUGUUAUAUUUCCAUGAACACCAAAGGAGACCGGUUCGGGAACUGUGGCUUGUGGGCCUCGUCUAGGACAAAGUAUGUUAAUUGCUCUGAUGAUCAUAUAUUUUGUGGGAAACUUAUAUGUACAAAUAUUAGACGGAUACCAGCAAUCAAACCCCACCAUACUCUGAUCCAGGUACCUCACAAAGAUGACUGGUGCUGGAGCACGGAUGCCUAUAACAUGACUGACAUCCCCGAUGAUGGAGAGGUGCACAACGGCACUCUUUGUGCCCCACACAAAGUCUGCAUGAAUUACUCCUGCACUGAUCAUGCCGUGCUCCACUACGACUGUGAACCUAAUGAAAUGUGUAAUGGGCGAGGAGUCUGCAACAAUUUAAGGCACUGUCAUUGUGAGGCUGGCUAUGCACCCCCUGACUGCAAAGCUGCAGGAAAUGGGGGUAGUGUGGACAGUGGCCCUCCUGGAAAGCCACAUGAUGGAAAUCCAAGUGAAGAUGAAAGCAGAAGUCAUAGUGUUUCUCGUAGUAAUUCUGGCAGAGGUUGUGAGAAUGAAGAUGAAAGCAAAGGCCUUUCCAGGAUGGUGUACUUAUUCGCCUUAUUUCUUUUAAUAGUAUUUUUAAGUCUGAUUGUUGGUGCCAUUAUUGGGGCUGGAAAGGAGAGAUCACAGUGCCAACAAAAGGUUCUAGAAGAUACUCAAGAAACUGUACCAGAAACAGAAGUAGGCAGAUUAGAGGAAGAACCAGGGGGAAAAAUGAGUAGUGACAGGAAGAAGGCGAGUAUAGCAAAUACCUGA
Molecule: messenger RNA, 1164 nt
Organism: Puma concolor (puma)
Lineage: Eukaryota; Metazoa; Chordata; Mammalia; Carnivora; Felidae
Source: RefSeq, a predicted model, not a curated record